GUGCAUUCUAUCUCUUCUCUCUCGCUUUACUUUCUUUCAUCUUCUAUGAUCCAAUAGCCAUGACGGCACGCUCAUCAUCAUCAACAUCGUCACCUAGAAAGCUCCAAUAUCAUAUCGAUGACCAUGAUUGGAUCAGCAAACUCCCAGACGAGUUAUUGCAAAUGAUUGUCUCAAAAUUGUCCACCGAAGAAGCAGUACGAACAAGUCUCUUAUCGUCACGAUGGAUGGAUGUGUGGAAAUGGAGGUCUCAUCUCGUCCUCGACAUGAGAAAGGUCUUGGAAACAACCCCCAAGGAACGUUUGCACCGAGCUUCUGUUCAGUUGGCUAGGUCAAUGACCAAGGUUAUAAAUAAUCAUCGUGGCCACCUAGAGAGCUGCACUAUUCAGCAUUACAUAUCGCAAUAUAAGGAUGGUACGCUCCAAAGUUGGAUUGACUCAGUGACUGGUUUGAAGCACACAAAAGAUCUCACACUUAUAAACUAUAUCCCUGCUAUAAGGCGUUACAAAGGAGCUAAUUUGCUCAGCUUGCACCCAGAUACAUUUUCACAUCAUAGCCUCAGUUCACUAUCACUUUGUGGAUUCAACCUAAUAGGUCCAGAUGCCUUCAGCAAGUGCAAGAAUCUUAAGACCCUCAAUCUUAUAAACAUUGUCAUCUCACAAGCUAGUGUCCUUAGUGGAGUUUUAGCAGCUUUCUCCUCCCUCGAGGUUAUUGUGUUGAAUGUCAAUUUCCUAACCCCACGUGGUGUGUUGAAGAUCGAGAACAACAAUUUGAAGUUCUUGCAAUUGUCUUCCCUUAACGAGAUUGAUAGGAUGGAAGUGUAUGCAACUUGUCUAGAUGUUCUAGACAUCAGGUUUAUCAAAGUUAAUAGAGACAACUUCAUCCUUGUUGCUCCCAAUAUCCAGGUUAACAAAAAUUCUUGGCUGGAUAAUCACGGCCUUAAUGAUUGUCCUCACCUCUACUGUAAUGUAUCAUCACAUCUCGCUCAGGAGGAAACAAACAUUUGGCAUGAGAUUUUGGGGAGCGGCUUUUUUUAUAUGAGACGGUAUGGGUGUUUAUCAGUGAGUGUAGAUAUAACUGAUCCGAAAGAAGUGGAGAUACUGAAUGAAGUUUUGCUUAUGUGGACCAAUUUUGUGAUGGAGCUUGAGAUCUUUUUCAAGCAUAAGAAAUCUCAUAGGGAAGAAGGUGAAUGUUCUACUAACGACAGAACGCAUGCAAAACUGUUCCCUAACGCUGAUUUAUACGUUUAUGAUAUGCGGUUGUAUAAUUUCGAUGGUUCCAACGAGGAAGAAUUUGCGUUUGUUUCACGUUUGCUGAUGCAAAAGCCGGUGAUACUGAGUAUGAUGAUCGAGACUUCUUUGUUUCCUCCGGCGAAGAAGUUCAAUGCGGAAGCAGCUGUGGCCAAGUUGAUGGCACUUCCUAAGAGCAUCAUUAUCGGUGAAACCCCUUUUUGGGUUUCUAAUUUUUUUUUUUUUUUUUCAUUAUAA
This is a messenger RNA of Brassica oleracea var. oleracea, 1484 nucleotides long. Its product is annotated as F-box protein At3g60790-like. The record is from RefSeq and is a predicted model, not a curated record. Bases 60 to 1484 code for a protein of 474 amino acids. NCBI's taxonomy places the organism in Eukaryota, Viridiplantae, Streptophyta, Magnoliopsida, Brassicales, Brassicaceae. Gene Ontology annotation, molecular function: protein binding. The transcript is spliced from 5 exons.